Molecule: messenger RNA, 576 nt
Organism: Pseudovirgaria hyperparasitica
Lineage: Eukaryota; Fungi; Ascomycota; Dothideomycetes; Acrospermales; Acrospermaceae
Exons: 2
Coding region: 1-576 (191 amino acids)
Source: RefSeq, a predicted model, not a curated record
AUGCAAUCCAUCACCUUCCUCACUGCCCUCGCGGCUUUCUUCAGCGCAACCUCCGCCGUCGCCGUCCCUGCAGCAGACAUAUCCGAAGCCGCAAAGAACACCCUCGAAGACCGCCAGUACGGCGCCUGCAGCCAAUGGUCCUCCUCCACCCAACUCGUCGGCAACGGCGACCCCCACCAGAACUACCUCCACAAGCAACUCUCCCAAACCAUCACCUGCGACCAAGAAAACGGCUGCAGCACCGGCCAAACCGAGACACGCUCCUACACCAUCGGCUUCUCAAUCACGGGCUCCCCAGCCGAGUGGAUCAGCGGCGGCUUCGACGUCAGCACAUCCUGGACCACGGGCAACUCGUACACCUGCAACGGCGGGCCCGGCGACACCGUCUGUGUGUUCCAGAAGAUUGCCCACACGGCCUACACGGUGCAGAACGGGGCGUAUAACUCGUGCACUGGCUUCAGUCCAUCAGGGGGCACUUCGAUUAUUAAGAGCCCCAACAACAAUAACUCCGGUGGUGGGUACUAUUGUGUUGUUGGCACGUGCCGUAACCAGGGUGAUGAGUACUGGGAGGAGUAG